Molecule: messenger RNA, 1046 nt
Organism: Bombus impatiens (common eastern bumble bee)
Lineage: Eukaryota; Metazoa; Arthropoda; Insecta; Hymenoptera; Apidae
Exons: 4
Coding region: 342-773 (143 amino acids)
Source: RefSeq, a predicted model, not a curated record
CGAUUUUUGUAUUAUCGAUGUACGUCUUUCUUGAUUCGCACUUUUACCAAUUACAACGAGAUCGACGGAGAAACGAAUAAACUGAAAUAAUAUCGAAGUAAACGCUAAAGAACUUUCGACUGCUUAAUUAAUAAUACUUCAUUGUUAUUUUAGCAUGAUAGAUAGAUAUUCCCUUUUAAUUCGUAGCCAUAAAAUUAUUCGAACUUCAUAGAGAGCGUCAACGUCAUCAUUCGUACCAACGUUAUAGUCGUCGAUCUCUUCCUACAUUCGAUUUGAACAAGUGUCGCAUUGUACAGUGGUUUUGGUUUUUUUAUCUGAAUUUGUGUACAUGUUGUUCCACGAUGAGAUUAACAGGAUUAUAUUGUACCCUUUUCAUCGCAUGCUGCUUAUCAUUUAGCCACGCCCUGGAAUGCUAUGUAUGUACCAAUCAAGAGGGUAAUCGAGAAAAAUGUUUAAAGAGUACAAAAAUCUGUGAACAGAGUCAAGACACGUGUUUAACGGAAAUUAAAUGGGGAAGUACACCAUAUUGGUCACAAGGUGCGAAGAAACAGUUUUAUGUUUCAAAGAGAUGUGCAACAAGAAAAGAAUGCGAAAGAAUAAAACAUUCUAAUAUGGGAGAUUGCACGUAUAUAUGGUACGAAGACUGGAAAUGUUCCGAUUGUUGUCAAGGAGAUAAAUGCAAUUAUUAUGUUAUCUCUGCAGCGGAGAAAAUACAUGUUUCCUGGCUGAUCGUAAUGAUAUCUUUGCAUAGUUUAUGGCAUAUAGUGAAAUGACGAAUAAUGUCAAAAGAUAUUGCUCCAGCGUCGGCCUCUCGCAACUAGUGAUAUUCCUUUUCAUUAGAAAAACAAUGUUUUUCAACCGUGCAUGGAACGAAUAAUUAUAUAUUAUAUAUAUUUUAAUUGUAACUAUAUAUAAGACGAUACUUUGCAUGUAUCUGAAAGGAACAUAUUUAGGAAAAAAAGACGAUGCGGAGUAUUUCUGCGAUAAAAGCAAUUCAUACUCUCCGUAUCGUAUAAUCUAUAACAUAAGGUAAAACAACGGUGGAA